Aspergillus ochraceoroseus IBT 24754 is the source of this 3129-nucleotide messenger RNA. RefSeq lists its product as uncharacterized. The coding region runs from base 1 to 3129 and encodes 1042 amino acids. Gene Ontology annotation, molecular function: GTPase activator activity. NCBI's taxonomy places the organism in Eukaryota, Fungi, Ascomycota, Eurotiomycetes, Eurotiales, Aspergillaceae. Gene Ontology annotation, biological process: regulation of mitotic cytokinesis. The record is from RefSeq and is a predicted model, not a curated record. The transcript is spliced from 2 exons.
AUGGAACAUGUAUCAACGCUGUGUGCGAUUAGCACCGUCGGCAUUGCUGCCACUGGCUUUGCUCUCGGUCGCGUCGAUCGUGCCCCCUCGCGCCUAGCGCAAUCCCCAGGAUCGACCAUUCCGUUUCGUGACCGUCGCGCACCUUCACCGGACACCCAUGUAGCGCCUUCACCCAAACACCCCGUUCCAAGAUUACCAACGUCAUUCCUGACAGCGGAGGCAGAGUCCCCAGCUAUCACCGGCUUCUCCGACAGUCGGGACAAUGGUACACUCUGUGCGGAUCCGACGGAGGUUGCAUAUUCUCGCCGGAAAACGUCAUUUCCGAAUGUGCGACUGCGCCGUCGAGGCCAGACUCUAACCGCACUACCUUUACGAAUCGAUGAAAACCCCCCGGCAUCUUCCCAUGGCCGACGACCAUCUUCCUCCUGGAUACGGCGUCUUUCCUUCCAGCCCGAUAAACGUUGCUCAGUUCAAACACCCGUCACGCCUUCAUUUCCUGAACCUGCUAGUCCAGCCUCUUCUCGGCCGUCCAGUCAACGCAAAGUACCGAAUAAACUUGUGAAGCGACCGAAAUCACAACAUUCGAACGCGAACUCUUUAUUUGCCCACGAUCCCUCCACUCCUCUAUCACCCACCGUAUUGCGCAGACCCGCGACGAGUUACCAGCGAUCUGGCGCUCUCAGACACAAGGCAACCCACAGUCUAAGUUUUGAGCCGAGUCUGGCAACUCAUUCCCCAGCAGAACCUUCCACGCCUGGAACCUCCCUCGACGGUACUUGGCGACCAUACAUAGCCCCUGUCCUUGAUGCACUGCCGGAGCGACCAGCUCGUCGAUUUUCGACGACAACAAGACCGAAGGAACAAACACUGCGGCGAAUCCUUCCGCACUUUGAUAUUGCUCCAGCGCUCCUUCUUGCUACUUCGAUCACGAGAAAGGAACCCGUUGCGGAAGCCACGCCAAAUGAACCUGCUACAAUCCCACCCGUUGAAUUUCGAGAUCCAUUCAAACCCGCUGACACGGCCCCUCCACAACAAUUGGAGACGGCCUCACCGGAGACGAGUUACGACUCACACGCUGAUGAACCAUGUCCAAAAUCUCCAAUCAACAGCGAAGCUCCAUUGGAUAUCAGGGUUUUUCGGAAUGGCUCCUUUGUUGGCCCUAAAAGACGAGCAGCUUCAACUCCGCUACCCGGAUUGACCAAUGUGGAAGGAGCUAUUUGGGUCUCACCUCGAGCAUCUGGAAGGCGUAACAUUACGGAUCCAAAUGUUUUCCGUCGACCGCCAGCCACCUUCCAGCCAGGGCUUCCAGGCGAAUUAACAUCAGCCGUCAUGGGAUCAAGGCGAAAGAUCGUCCCAUCCUAUUAUAGAGAGUACUCGACCGAACUAGGCCAGUUCCGAGACAGUUCAGCUCUGUCUUCAUUGCAAGGUUCGCUUCGUCGCCGUCCUAAGCGCCAUUCACUCGCAGCUUCGGAUCCGGCGUCAACUGUGAUAGGAUCCGAUGAUACUCGAAUUUUUACGUCUGGCGAUGAGGACGAAACGGACUUCUUAACUGACACCGCAUUCGACUCAAUCCGCACGCAUAUAACCAGCAGUAGCCAUUGUCUACAUUCUCCUCGAAUUGAAAAUAUCUUUGACCAUAACUUCCCCCCAGAUAUUACCGAUAAGCAACACACGGGACUAAGGGAUAUCUUUCCACCUAGCUCAUUCGCCCAUCAGUCACUUAACCCUGGCGAAGCUAACGCAGGAGCAUCUUCCAUCCCAGGUUUGGCUGUCGUAACUCGCAAUCUGGCUGAUGCCGAUGAAGGGGACAGCCACGUGUCAUUCCCCUCUGAUCUAAGUGAUGAUGAAGACUGCCAGAGCCUGGUUGCUUCAUUACCUGGCGAGAAGAGCAGUCGAGUUUCACUCCCGAGACUCCAAACAGUGUCUUUAAAAGGCCACAGUGGCGGGUAUACAGGACGCGAUGUGCUCAUUGCACCAGAGCGGCCCGAAGUCCCCCUCGACUUGAGGGAAUCGGUCGAGCACGAUUCAAACAGUAUUAUGAGCGAAGCCCGUGAUUCAUCCCCAAAGAUGAAUAUCUUUGACUGGUCUGAGCAAUCUAGAAAUGAUCGGGAGGGCUCCGGGCCGGAUGGUCGGCCAUCGACUGUUCAUGGGAAGCAUGGUGCGGGGAUGUUGCGUGGGAGCCGCACAACCGGACGAAAACCGCCAAGCACUAUGCACUAUCGUAGCCAGAGUGUCCCUGUUGCCAGGGAACCCAUAAAUUCCAACGAGGCCCGACCGACUUCAGGCAAAUUUGGAACUUGGGGCUUAGGUAGCAAGGGUGUUAGCGAGGACUGGGACAGUGACUUCGAAUUCGAAGAUAUGGACGAAAGUGGGAUAAGUGAAACCAUCAACUCGAACAAAAACACCAGCCGCCGCAGCAUGGUAGUCCCUGAGGCUAUCAUGGAGCGCCAGGCCAGUCUUCACGGCCAAUUUGGACAGGUUCAAGAGUUGACCUUGCUUGUUGAAGAGCUGAAGAGGCUUCGGCAUCAAGCAAGCUUUUUAAACAUUGUUCGUGGCCCAUCAAGCGAACUCUGGAAAGAGGCUGAAGGUAUCGUCGAUCUGGCCACCCUUGAUGAUGAUGAACACAACCACUCACCUCCCCGAUCCCCGUCCUCGCUCACAUUCAGCUUCGACGACUCGGAAGGCGAGUCUUCUAACAUGAAUGACCCUUGGAAACGAGUCAGUGGAGAUUCAUGGAGGGCUUCACUCUCAGAACACUCUUCAAGCACUCGUCCAACAACAUCUCCUGGUCCAGAUCCUAAGGGGCUUUCAUCCAAAGCAAACUCUGUUCUGGAUAUGAUCUAUCAUCAACGCCUUUCUCAUGACCCCACUUUUAUUGAUUCCCACCUUCCACGCUCCAAGAAACUCCCAUUUGAUACGCAAUCUCUCCGUGAUCUCGUUGUUCGUGCUGGUGUUGUCACACGUGCGCUCAAAGAAGUGAUCCGCAAAGCAGAAAGUGUGACAAAUGGCUCCGACGAGAACACGCAUCACCCACACCCACACCCUCCGUUUAGUCGAAUAUUCGAGCAACCUUCUCGUGAUGACCUUGCCUCCAAAUUCGAGACUUCCUGCAUCGGUCGAGACGUCUAA